UGAGGUAAUGGUGAAGACCACUGCCUUAGCUCUCUUAAUGUGAAAUGGCACAUGUAACUACACAAAUGUCAAGAGGACCAACCUUAAAGGUUGUCAGUGGUGAUUAUACAGGUUUUCCAUUAUCAUUAAGGAGAAGAUUAUCUCUUCGGUUAAUGAUUGAUGGGAUUGAUGUAACGCCAAAACCUCUUCUGUAUGACGCAGAAGAAUUAUCUGAGGAUAUACAAGAAGGACUUCAAAUAUCCACUGUAACACCUCACACUUCAGAUGUUCCUGGAACAGCUUCUUCAAGUUCACAUUUAACAAAAAGUACACCUGUUGAGCUUACAUCAAUACGUGAACCUUUAACAGAGUCAGAAAUGAAGAAUUUUGCUCUUUCAGAUGAUAGUGAAACAUCUGACAUAUCUGAUGAAAUUCCCCCACUCCCCCAAAAUUUGUUGUACCUUUUGCACCCUGAGGAGCCUGAAGUUCCAGAAUUUCUACCCCCUCGUAACAUUCUCAUCACUCUGAAAGAAACACCCACUAUUUUCCAUUUGACUCUGCCAUCUUUGAAUGUGGAUGUGGAAACAGAAGAAGGUGAAGCAGUAGAAUCUGAUAAUGAAUAUUAUGAAUAUAUUACUAUCGGGAAAGGUCAUCAUAGGAAUAUUAAAACAGCUGAAGUUCAAACUGAAUACAGUGUUAGCAAAACCAGGUCCACAGUGGCAGCAGCUGUUGCGGUAAAAGAUAGCUCUGCUAGUGCUAAUGCAUGGGAUCUGUACCAUUCUUACAGGAAACUGGAAAGUAUAUCAGUUGACACCUAAGAUGUAAUAAAUGCAUGAAUAAUAUUGUAAUAGUCUUCAUAUAGA
Molecule: messenger RNA, 842 nt
Organism: Cryptotermes secundus
Lineage: Eukaryota; Metazoa; Arthropoda; Insecta; Blattodea; Kalotermitidae
Exons: 1
Coding region: 45-797 (250 amino acids)
Source: RefSeq, a predicted model, not a curated record